GAUACAUAUCGGUUAAUCUUCCCAUCCCUAGUUUGCACAGGUGUAAAAUUCAGAUCAUCAUCUUGUUGUCACGUGCUGCUUCUUUCGCUUUCGCUCUUGAGUGUUAAACCAGUUGAUCAGGCGGAUUCCUGCAGUCCAGAGGUUGACAGAUCCUUACACAGCACACAGAUUUCGUUUUUGCCAGGAUGUCAGGAAAAGACCCAGACGAUCAUGCUCAGGGUCCAUCUUCACAUGCUGCACGCGAUACAUGGCUAAAACAUCUGACACCUGAUGAUCCGAUUUAUCAAAAUGUGAUCCAAACACAACCGACCAGCAUUAAAAAUUCUCCUAUUCAGGCCUCAUCUCCAGCCAGCAGUGAUGGGCAAAAGAUUAAUCUGGUUUUGAAAUGUCGAACCUCAUUGUCAUCAAGCAGAGAUGAUGAUGAUGAUAAAGAUAAUGUUUCAAAUGGUCAGGACUCGCAUACAGCAGGCACUGAAACUCGAGACUCCAGAUCACUUCCUGAUAAAGUAAACGCACUUAAACUAGCGGACAAUCCAGACUCAACAGGGCCAGCGAAGGACACGUCUUCAUCAUCCAGUGACGAUCAGCAAAAUAAUCACACUUCCAGAGAUCAAGACUCAGGAGAUCCAUCAGAUGCUGAAAGCAAAGACUCUAGACCAGAUCUGAAUCCCAAAUCAGACUCACAGUUAAAGAAGGACUCAGGAGAUCCAAAAGGCGCUAGAGAUAAAGACUCUGGACCACCUAGGAAUGAAUUGGGUCAAAGACGCGCUUCAGACUCAGAGGACUCAGGGCAUCCCUCAGACUCUAAGGAUAAAUACUCUGGACCCCAGGAUAACACUUCAAAAUCACAGUCCACGCAGGACUCGGGAGAUCCAAAAGGCGCUAGAGGUCAAGAUUCCGGACCUCCUACUAAUGAAAUGGGUAAAAGACGCGAUAGAGCAGACUCACAGGACUCUGACCCAUCUCUGAAUAACAAGAAGCAGCAAGGGUUUCAAAGACAGCGUUCAGACUCACAGGAUGCGGCUUCAUCAAGCAGUGAUGGUCAGCAAGCGAAUCAUGUUUCUGAUGAUCACGAUGCUGAUGAACCUCCAGAAACACAGGAUAUUGGUGAAUUUCAAAUCAAAGUGGACUGGACAGAACCAUUUCCAGAGAGAUGGAGAGCAAAAUUACAGAAAGCCAUUCAGACAUGGUUGGGUAGCCUGGAUGGUACAUUCACUGCCCAUAGUGUUGAACUCAAGAAAGAUCAAAGCUGUGCAGAGGUGCAGAUAACUCCAUCAUCAGCUCUAGGAGUUUUAAAAAACCACCCAAAAGCAUCUUUAAAGAUUAAAGAUAUUAAGGAUGGUAAAGAUAAAAAAGACAAGGAAGUGACGGCAACGAUUUGUCUGGAUUGCCCAAAAUCUAAGCCUGUUCCACAAAAGUCCACAAUGAAGGAGAGCAGAGCUUCAUCACCACAGGUGAACAACCCUAUGUCCGUAACUUCUGCAGACACAGACACAACAAACAAUGUUGAGAAUGUUGCUCCAUCUGAUAAAUCUCCAUUGAUUCUUCCACUCCAUCUGUCCUGGUACAUCUAUAAUGCUUACAAAAAAGAGUUGGAAACAAUUGGGAAACGCCAUGGAGUUAUUUUUUCUGCACAAGUGUUAAUCUCAGUUAAUGCUACAGAGAACCCAAGACCUGAUUCAGUGUCUAAAGCCACUGAUGAAUUUGAGGAACUUGUUCAGGGAUGUAUGAGUAGUUUUAGUGAUGCUACAGUUCAUCAUAAUGACAUGGAUGCAGAUAUAGUGAAAAAUGCCAUUGAUUCCAUCAAGUCACAGAAGACAAAGCUGAUGUUCACUCUGACUGACAGUGAUGGCCUGUUUUUAGGACCAAAGAAAUUUACAGACAUGAUUAAAGAAGAAACAAGAAGAGGAGAAGGUCAGUCCAAUAGUAGAUCAAUCCCAAUGAAUAUAGACAGCAACGCUUAUCUAAUGGGAGUAGACAGCAGUUUUCCACCUCAAAGCAGACCUACACUGGACAUGAACACACGAGAUCUUCCAACUCAACUUGAGAUGGACGAGGUUCACUGGGAUCUGAUGAAGCUUUCCUAUGAGGAACAACUAUCAGAACUUGAAGCCAAAUAUGGAGUGUCAUUUACUGCAGAUCUUCAGAAGAAUGUAGUUAAGGUUCAGGCUCGAUCUAAAGGUGAUCAGCAUGUGAAUCUCGAAGGUCACGCGGUCAGAGCUUUAACACACCUCUACCAGAAACUGGCAUCAGCAGCAGUGAGCUGUGAACUCAGAAAGCCUGCAGAUCAAACUGACGUGAGAUCAGCGAUGGAGAAGCUUCAGCAGCGUUAUUGUGUUGUAGCAGCAGAGAGAUUGAGCCGCUGGACACUCACUGGACUGCCAGAACACCUCGGUCCUGCUAUUGCUGAAACUGAGAAGAUCCUUCAGAGGAAAGUGUUUGAUGACAAGAUGAAGAAACUGAUUGGUUACUCAGAGGACAUUCCUUAUGCUAGAAGAAUCAAACUCAAUCAGAUCCCUGAUUAUGGAGCAGGAGCGGCAGGAGGAGCAGAUCUGGAUGAGCGAGUGAACUUUAGAGAGCAAAUUAAAAGAGAAAGCAGUUUCAGUGAAGAUUCAAAAGGAAAUUCUGGACAUGACAGUAAAGAUGCUGCUGCUGAAGAGGACAAGUGUGUUAUCUGCAUGGACAGCUUCACUGAUAAGGAAAAACUGAAGUGUGGUCAUGAGUUCUGUCGGGACUGUUUAAAGCAGUCAGUGGAGAGUAUGGGAUCCAUCUGUCCUGUGUGUAAAGAAGUGUUUGGGAAACUGGAGGGAAACCAACCAAAAGGAACAAUGCAGGUCAACAAAAGCAGUUUGAGUCUCCCCGGAUAUCCACACUGCGGCUCUAUUGAAAUCCUCUACAACAUACCCAGCGGUACUCAAACGAAUAAGCAUCCAAACCCAGGGAAGCCUUAUUAUGGGACAACUCGUCGUGCUUACUUACCAGACAACCAUGAAGGAAAAGAAGUGCUUGCACUGCUGCAGAGAGCUUUUGACCAGAAGCUGAUCUUUACAGUCGGGACCUCAACAACCUCCGGUUUGGAAAAUACAGUUACCUGGAAUGAUAUCCAUCAUAAGACCAGUCAAUUUGGUGGAGCUCAAAGUUAUGGUUAUCCAGACCCAGACUAUCUGAAGAGAGUGAAAGAUGAGUUAAAGGCCAAAGGCAUUGAAUAAACAAUGUGGUAAAAAUGCAACACCCCUGCACUGGAGCUCCAUGUUUACACCAUUGAUAUAUAGCAUCAAAUCACAAGUAGUUUCUUUCCUGGCAAUGUAACUGUGUUCAUUAUACAUGUAAGGUGUUUGGUAUUGUAUUAAUACAACUACAUCUAAAGAGCACACUACAUUCAUUGGAAAAAAAAGGCCUGAUUUGAGACACCACAAACUUUGGAAAACGUCAAUCUAAAGCUUCAAGAGACAACAGAGAAGUAUUAAACCGUUUGCAUCUGUUGAUUGUAAAAUUGUGACUUCAUUGUGAAUUACAUUACCUAGGUCAGGGGUGGCCAACCCUGUUCCUGGAGAGCCCCCUUCCUGCAGAUUUCAGUUGCCACCCAUAUCAAACACAUGAUUUGGGUAGCAACUGAAAUCUGCAGGAAGGUGGCUCUCCAGGAACAGGGUUGGCCACCCCUGACCUAGACACUGGAGAAAUGGUUAAUAGUCAACAUUCGUAAAGGAAGGCUCCACAGUUUUUAGAGAAUUACAAAAAUCACAGCUCCCCUAGAGUUAAAUAGUUGAGUUUUACCACUUUUAGCUUAGCUUAGCAUAAAUCAUUUAAUCGGAUUAGACCAUUAGCAUCUUGGUCAAGAAUGACCAAAGAGUCUUUAUAAGUUUUGAUUCUUCAGUAGUUGUAUUCCUUUACUUAGACAGUAAAGGAAAAGUUGUUAUUUUUUAGGCCUAUGUGAUUAGGACUGUGGUUCUCAACCACAUUCAUAGAAGACCACCAGCUCUGCAGAUUUACGGUAUCUCUUUAACCAAACACACCUGAUUCAGAUAAUCAGCUCAUUAGCAGAGACUGAAAGACCUGUAAUAGGUGUGACAGACAAAGGAGACAUCCAAAACAUGCAGCGCUGGCAGCAAUGCAAGAAGGUGGUUGAGAAUCACUACCCUAAUCACAUAGACCUACAAAUAACAACUUUACCUUGCAUGUUGAAAUGUGAUGCGAAAGUGACCAAGUGUAAAUGUGUGAUGAUUUGAGAGUGAGAAUGUGCAAUGCAAAAACAGCAGUGAAUGGAUAAACCAAAAGCAAAUAUCUUAAACCCGUUAUACAUUACCCAGACAUUUUAUAAGGAUGCCUGCUGAGGAUAUGUGGUGCUGUUAUGAAAGUUUAGUUUACAAGUGUGUCUCACAAGUGCCUCUAAACUAGAAGAAUGGAAAACAUAUUAUUUAUAUUCACAGUGCAAAGCUGAUGAAUGCUUACCAAACAACUGAGGCUAAAUAUUACAAAUAUUAUGCCUUUUAAAAAAAAAUAUGUUCUCUCAUUCACUUACUUUAGAUACAUAUGCAAUAAAAAAAAAUGGUAUAAUGUGUGCAAUCUGCAAUUAAAAGUGCAAGGAAUAGUUUUCCAUGGGGCUAAAUACUUUUGCCAGGCACUUACAGCAUAUGUAUGCUUUUAAAUACGGUGAUGGGCUUAAAUGAUGGUAAUAAUAAUUGUGUCGAAAUGUUUAAGCGUACAGUGAUUAUAUAUUGCAAAUGUGAGCAAAUAUAGUACAUGUAUGUACAAAUAAGCAACUGUGGAACUAUAAAAAGCACAUAUUAGAGCUUGAAGAUAAAGUUAAGGGUAUUUCUGAUGUUUAUUAUUUUCAAUCUGCCAUUUUUGUCUUUUUUUUGUUAUUUUCUGCAGUAAAUCUCUUCAUGCCUCUCCUUCUUCUUUUAUUGCACUAAUGAUCAAUGAUUUCAAUUUAUAACUGUUGGAGAGGGUUUUUGUUGGAAAUUGUAAACAAAUUGCCACAAAUAAAUCAAUAUUUUAAGCA
Danio rerio (zebrafish) is the source of this 5002-nucleotide messenger RNA. The record is from RefSeq and is a predicted model, not a curated record. Lineage: Eukaryota; Metazoa; Chordata; Actinopteri; Cypriniformes; Danionidae.